Miniopterus natalensis is the source of this 884-nucleotide messenger RNA. The record is from RefSeq and is a predicted model, not a curated record. Lineage: Eukaryota; Metazoa; Chordata; Mammalia; Chiroptera; Miniopteridae.
AUGCAGAUCUCCAAAGAUGAGGGCAGAAGACUGUGUGCCCACUGCACGCGUGUUCUGCAGGACGGGGACGUGCAGCGUCACCUCUAUCUCCAGGACGUGCUCACUGGGGUGGCUGGGCCGCCUGAGAGGCCCAGGGUGCCCGAGUUCACCUGUCAGGUGGCGGGCUGCUGCCAGGUAUUCGACACCCUGGAGGACUAUGAGCACCACUACCACACUCUGCACAGAAACACGUGCUCCUUUUGUAAGCGAGCCUUCCCCUCGGGACACCUGCUGGACAUCCACAUCCUGGAAUGGCACGAUUCCUUGUUCCAGAUUCUGUCCGAGAGGCAGGACAUGUAUCAGUGUUUGGUGGAAGGCUGCACAGAGAAGUUCAAGACCAGCAAAGACAGGAAGGAUCACCUGGUGAGGCGUCACCUCUACCCUGUGGACUUCCGGUUUGAUAAACCAAAGAAAAGCAGAGGUCCAGCCACUCCCACGUCCACCCUGCAAGUGUCAGCAGAAGCCCUGGGAGAUGACGGGGAGCAGUUGGAAGGAGACACCAUGGAGGUCUGCUCUGAACACGUGGCGCCCCCCGCAGAGCCCUUGGGCGAGAGGCGCGCCUACAGCCACAGAAUACCUUCCACCAUCUGUUUUGGUCAAGGUGCAUCACGAGGAUUUAAAAGGACCAGGAACAGAAAUAAGCACCAGUGACAGCUGAGCCAGAGCGCAGACCUUUGCCACCUUCCCUGUCUCAGUCCCUUGGGAAAUGGCUGGAUGACGCCAGUGGCCAGUAUCAGCAGAGAGACCACAGAUUUCAAGAGUGACCCUGACAGGUGCUCCAGCCUGCCUCCCUCUGUAGGGGCCAUCCUACAAAUGUCCUUUAUAAAGCAAAUAUUUUUUAUUAA